CGCGGCGGCGGCGCAGCACAGCGCCAGCGAAACGGACUGGUUGACAGACGGCUUCGCGUACCUCCGCCACGGUGAUGUGUCGACGUUCACCGCUGUGCAACCGUGCCGUCGCGCCGUGCCGUGUCAGCUCGCCGAUUAAUACCGAGUACGGUCGCGCGUCAGCGGCGGCGGCGGCGACGACGACGACAACGACGACCGGCGUCGACGACGACGACGACGGCGGCGCGUGCCGCGAUUAAUAAACGGGCAGUGUGUGGUGCUGUGGGGGAAGGGACGAUGACGGCCGGGGGGAUAAUUUGGGUGGCGACUUGAGGGCAGAAAUGUUGAAAUUCGGCAGCAAGAGCGACGUGACGGUGGUGCAUCGCGCCACUAUUCGACUGUUCGACGACAACGAAAUUAUCUACUGCGACUUUCAGCCACAAGACAAAGGACGAUACAUCCUCGAAUAUGUGUGCAAGCAGCUCAAUAUUUUGGAGAUGGACUAUUUCGGGCUUCGCUACGUCGAUAAAGAAAGGGAAAGGCAUUGGCUGGACCUAGCGAAAACGGCGAUCAAGCAGGUGAAAGACAUGCACGAGAUUUUGCUGUGCUUUCGCGUGAAAUUCUACCCGCCCGAUCCUCUGCGGCUAAAGGAGGAGAUCACCAGGUAUCAAGUGUACCAGCAGCUCAAAAGGGACCUGCUUUACGGACGUUUGUGUUGCAGCCCCGGUGAGGCGGCGCUUCUGGUGGCUUGCAUCGUGCAAAGUGAACUGGGGAAUUACGAUCCCGAGAUCCACGAAGGGAACUAUAUCUCCGAGCACAAAUUGCUGAAGACGCAGACGCCGACGAUCGAGGACAAGGCGAUGGAGCUACAUCAGACUCAGUUGAAAGGGUUCACCCCGGAACAGGCGGAAACCUACUUCCUUAGGAUAGCCUCGCAAUUGGACACGUACGCGGUCGAUCCACAUCCGGUCAAGGAUCCCGACAAGGGCACGCAGCUUCAUCUGGGCAUUAACCACUGUGGGAUCCUGACGUUUCAAGACUCACGGAAGAUACAGCAUUUCCGCUGGUCGGAAGUUCAGAAGAUCAAUUUCGAAGGAAAGAUGUUUAUCGUGCAUGUGACGAUAAACGAGGACGUGAGGACGAAGAAAAAGCAUCUCGUCGGGUUCAAAUGUCCCACGGCAACGAACUGUCGUCACGUGUGGAGAUGCGCCAUCGAGCAGAUGCUGUUUUUUACCUUGCCGAGGGCGUCGGACGCGCCGGUCGUGAGUGGCGGUUCCAUCUUCUCGUGGGGAUACAAGUUUAAAUAUACCGGAAGAACGGAAAGGGAGGUUCUGGAGGAGGCAGGACCACUGCGGAAGGAGGAACCGCCGAUACAACGCUGCCAGACAACGUGUUUGAGAAGAAAGGCCAGCAGCGUGCCGGCAACCCCCAGCACGCCGAGCCAGGAUCUCGUCGAAAUACGAUAUUCUAGCUUACCACGUAGCUGUCACAGCGCGGGCCUGGACGGUACCGGGAUGCUGGAGGGCGGUGCGGGGGUUCCCCUCAGCUCGCCCUACUGCCCAGACAAUACCUUGCCCCUUCUGGAGACUGUAUCCGAGGACCAAGAGAUUCACGCCAGGAGAAACAACGCCGUAGACGAAAAUGAUACGCAUGCGAGUGCCACCCACACGUCUACUACUACCAUCACCACCACCACUACCACCAUCACCACCUCCAACACCAUCACCACAAACCGUGCGAAAGCCAAACUGAAAUUUCCCAAGAGCACGCUGAACCGACCGCAACCGUUGUACAGUCAGAAAAUAGUGAUAGGCUCGCAGGAGCUGGCGGGCCACGACGUCAAGCACGUCGUGCGGCAGCGCAUUAACGCCUUGAUUAACGAGCGAUGCCCGAUGGUGGUGCGGUCGACCGCCCUGAUAAUCAAGAGCUCCAAGGCGCCGGCGAGCGCAAACGGACGCAUCCCUGUCAAAAGCGUGCGCUACGCGCAAGACGAGGUCCACCACGGUAGAACGCGGGUAGAGGUAAGCGAGAUCGACGGCGAGGUAGGCCGCGGAUCGACGACGACGAAGACCGCCAACGGUUGCGCGAAUCUGGCCGCGAGGCCGGGACUGUCGAAUGGAUUCGAUCGCUCGGCGCGACGGGAGGCCGGGGAGGCAGCAGUCGGUCAGCACGAGGGCGAGGCGAACGAUUACUACUUCAGGGACUCCUUCGACCACUCCUCGUCGGAGAGCCAGCUGUUGGAUGCGUCCGGCAAGCCGCACAGUCGUUCGGUCACGCCGGUACCGAAGAUGCAGAAGCUGCAAAAUUCCAAGCUUUGCCUUCAGCAGCAGCAUCAUCAUCAGGGCGUUCGGCGCGCGGCGAGCGGCAAGCUCAGGCACAGGAGUCUGCAUGUGAUCAGGAUCUUUAUACCGGCGUUCAUGCUGACGAUCACGGUGCUGUUCAUCGUGACGGUAUUGGUGUUCGAGACGGACACGACGCUGUUCAACAGCCUGCGCAAAACGCCGGAAAUGGUGGCCUUAAGGAGCCAAUAUUACGUUCCGAUCAAGGAGUUCCUGCGGACCAAGCUCGGCCUAUUCUGAUGUGACAAGACCGGGCCGAGGUCGUCCUACGUCAUCGCGUAGCUCGCUCUCCCUUCAGUGCCAAGUUGCCAGGACGAACUCGUGACUGAGAGAAUCUACGGCCCACAAGUCGCGGAGAAGAGAACGUGCGCCUCUUUAUCCCUGUCCCUCCCGUCCCUGCCUCCCUGCCCCCCCGUUGCGUUGCGCACCGUCGCGUCGCAGCUUGGUCGCACGAGCGUGAGUGCUUCGAACCGAGAAGACCGAGUGCUACCGGAAGCAGAAGAAACGAGGGAAGGGGAGAGAUGAGAAGCAUCGCGUUGAAGGGAUUAACCGAGGUCGGAAUCUCGCACACACUUACGCGCAAGGAACGCGUUCUAAUUCGAUCGAUGGGAAAUCAGAAUUCUGUAUAAAAGAAGAAACUGUACAAAGGUUGUAUUUAAUCGGGACGUGAGCGGGAUGUAUGUAUAAAAUUGUGUUUAUGCGUUCCAUUUUAUCCGUAAUUGCUUAUUGUUUUUACGAAGAGCGUUCUAUUUCCCCCACGCGAUUUUAUUUCCCUGAUUUCUCAUUACUUAUUUCCCGCUGCUGACUUUGGCAGGAUACGGAUCCACAAAACCGAUAUAUUUAUCUUGCAGAUAGUACUAACAACAAGUUCCCUCAGUUUUCCUUAUGAAAUAAUAUUUCGCGGAAAAUAUAAAUCUCAAUUAUAGUAGAAUAUAAUUAUUUAAUAAACAAUAUUAAUAAUUGAUUUAUUAAAUAGUAAAUUCUAAUAUUUCUGUGUACAGUUGCAAUAUGAUCAAGGAAAAAUCUUUUGAAUGAAUCAUUCAUUUUAAAAUGACAUUGGUCCAAUCUUUGAAAACUUAUAAUAAAUAUUUUGCAUGAAAUUGGAUAGUUGGAUCUCGCGUUGAUUGCGUUACAAUAUCUUAUUCAUAUUGUUAUUUGAAAGAAAAAACAGAUUGCAAAUUUUGGCUAUAAGAAACGCUCGAUUUUGUUCGGUGCGGGUGAUACCUACGCUCGGACGGACGUUAUGUAUACAUACAUAGUGAGAGAUGUUGGUUAUCGAAUGGCCUAUCGUGUUACUAUGAAAAGAAUGGGGACAGGAGUGCUCUUUCUCCGGAUUUUCGUGAAACUUUUCCCGUGUGUCGCGGAUACCACGAAGAGACGCCAAAAAAUGCGCGCGUCGGUAUAAUAGACAAAGUAAAAAUAUUUUGACAUUGUGAAGAGACGAAAGAAAGAGCAUACACACACCCACACACACGCAUACACGCACACAAAAGCGAAUAUGUAAUAUAUUAUACAUAUAUACAUAUAUAUAUAUACACACACACAUAUACACACAUACAUAUAUAUAUACAAGUCACUGAAAAGGCGACGCUACUUAUAGAGACUUUAGAUUAUUUUAAACCGUCAACGAAAAGCAAUCGUUUCGUAGAUAAUCGUAGACUAUAUACGUGCAGCUCUAGUAUGGAAAUGGUGGAGGAUAUUGCGUGGCAGCGUUAAAUUGACGAGGUCCCCCGCUGAUUUCGAUCCGCUGUCGGUUGUUUUGCGUUCUUACUCGGAUGUGCAAGGGCCAUAGUGCGCUUGAUGUGCGUAAUCAACUUUGUCUUGUCAUCUUAUUCUAUCGCGAGAGUAUAACAUCCUUCAUCGCAGCGUGUAAAAUUCUUAUUAUAAAUCUUAAGGACAUGUCACUCUUGUGAAAGUCAGAUCUGUCAGGACCUGCUCUUUCGCAGAUACGUAUUGUGUUUGAUAAAAUUCUAUGAAACUUUGGGGGAAUUUACUUUUUAAUUCUCGCAUCUUAAUAGAGACAAUUAAAUCGAAAAGAAGCGAAACAGAGAAUCAAAACAGAUUGGACAAUCAUACAGCGCGUACGCGUUAAUUUCCAAUCAUGAAGAUAAAUAACUGUGUACCUACGUAAAUUCUAAAAAGGAACUCUUAUUAUUUAACUCGUUUUGCGGAAAUGUAAAAUGCAGUUUCCCAAAGUUUAACGUCAUUAUAUGUAUAUUAAAGUACACACAACUUUUACUCAUUUAACUGAAUACUUUCGAGCAGGUUCUGAUUCAUCUUACACCUUAGACUGAAUGUCCGCUCCAGCGUUUUACCACCGAAAGCGGCAAACUUUUAUCGUCGAUAGCAAAAAUUUUCAAAGAAAAUAGUCUGUGACUGUCUCGACUCUCCGUUAAUCAUAAAGUUGUACAGUUGACAUUUGUUCUCGAGAAGAAGGGCUUUUAACUCUCGAGUGGACACGCAACCUCACUGUCAGCCAUUUUUCCUAAAAGUGCCUACGCUGUCUUACACCCUUUCGUGUCAUUCGAUUCGCUCGAAAUCCGCCCUAAGCUGAACGAAAAUGAAGUGGCGCGAGGAAAAAGGUGAAACAGAAAUUAAGCGAAUUAAUGAAUCUCAUGCCGACUCUUCGCGUCAAAGCUUUUGGCGGCGCUCUCCUGUCCGCGAGAUCUGUUCAUAUCUCGGGUCGUUAAUUCGUGACAUUCUUGAGAUCAAUUCUGAAAGUCGAGUCUAAGGUGUUUCCGACGUAGAUGAGAAGGCAAGUGUCGUCGAGAGAGUACAGACGGCUCUAGAAAAUUAGAGCGGUAACUGUGCGAGACGCGGCACACUGCUGUUAAUAAAGCAACGGAGGUUCGCGAGAUUUCGGGCUUUCCCAGGUGGGCGAUAACAAAAGCUCCUUUCUAGUCUAUUAUUAGCGUUGUCAGGGAAAGCGUGGGUUUCGGGCCAGCAUGUACAGCCUCACAAGCUUCCGCGGCUUACUAAUAAGCCGGCUGGGACGAGAUUAGUUUAAAUCAAAAUUUCAUUCGCAUAAAUUGGAUAAUGUAGACAAAGAUUAAUCCACGUGAGAAGAUCACGUUUCGUUUGACGACCAAACGCUUUUCGUUAGGUCGUAGGAGCGGGAGAACGUCGCGAGCAUCAAGCUAAUUGUAUAAAUAAACGGAUGUCAAUUGCAAUAUAAUGUAAUUCUAGUUGUUAAUUAAGGGUACCCGCACGCUGGGCCAAUCAAUGUAAAAAAAAAGACAAAGGAGAAAAUUUAAGCGGAAACGAUAAAGUUGGGAUUGAAACGCGUAAAAUUGAUAUGCUACUUCUUAAUCCAAAUCUGGAUGAUUCUACUUUACAAGCAAUCUCGAAUACUGAUCGAAAUCUGGAUGAUUGUACUCUACGAGAGUAAUCUUUGAGAGUGAAAUUAUCCGAUGGACAUUGAAUAAGAAAGAGAAUCUCUUGCGAUGCCACGUUCAAUUUGUUAUACUCUCCGAGGGUUGCUCUCCUAUCGGCAAAUAUUCAUAACUGAAUUAAUGCUGAAUUUAGGGAUUACAAUGAUACUCAAGAGUUUGCGCUUGAGAGGACUACUUUCUAUUCCAAAUACUCUCCCAGAAGCGUGUAAUGUGAUUGGAAUUUGCAGUAAUCACGAAUCUCGAUGGUUAAAAAUCCCGCUUCGGAGAGUAAACCCUUCAAGUAGACACUCGGUCUAAAGUCCGAAGAACAGAAGAAUGGACGAUUGUUUGACGUGAGGGAUGGAACGGGAUAUAAUGUUGAGAGUUGAAGGUCGUCGGGACGUGGCAUAGCCUCUGCGCGCGAUACACCUUUCAGAACUUCCCCGGUAAAAUUAAGUUAUCAUAGACGAUACGCAGCUGUAUAUAUAGGAAGGAGAAAGGUUCACUAUAUAACAUUAAAACUGUUAAACGUUAGCGGAUUAUAUGAACUUUGCGCAACGAUCGAAAGCAGGCAAUACACAGGGCGUGUCCGAAAGAUAGAGGUAUAAUAUGUUUUCAAUAAUUUAGAUCUAGUUAAUAACAUAAUAAUUGGUAACGAAUUUGGUACCAAACGUUAUAAUUAAUAACAGUGCAAUCUUAGCAGUCUUUAAUUUGGGGAUUUGGGAACUUGAUUCAUAUCCAAAUAGCUAAUAAUAGGUCGUAGAUCGGUCUCUUGCGUUGAAUUUUUAGUAAAGGGAGAACUCGAGAUUUCUUUGGAGAACAUGUAAUCCUGUUAUAUGUAUAUUUUAAAAACGUACGAUGUAGCUGCGCAGACGUGAAAGAAAUUCAAAGUUAAAAUAUCUCCCCUUUAUGAUAUCCGUAAUAUCGAUAAGAUUUUUGUAUCAUCAGUUGAUCAUUAUUGCAAGCCGCGUUUCAUCCUUGUUGUAAAUUGAUCGUAACGCGACGUACGAAACUGUAAACGACGGUAAUCCUCAAAUCAGGCUCUCGCGCGUUAGUUAACGAACGUUCUUCGUACCACUGUAAAAUCCGAAAUUGGUUUUCUCAUUAAAAUUCGUAACACACUUUUCUGGCACGCAAUCGGUGAUCGUACUUGAUCGUACUCGAUGCUGAACACGGCUAUACGUCAAUUGUUACUCUAAUUACUUGAUAUCGCUGCCGAAAUGUGCGGAUCUUCAUGUAAAUGUACAUCUAGCCUACUGCGUUACUUUUAAUAGAUCGAAUUGUUGAGGUUCUCGGGAUUAAUUCGUCAGAUAUUUAUUUGAUAACUAACGGGUAAGUAAUUUAUUCGCUGUAGCUGCUACGUAAGUGAAUUUCAACCGAACCUUUAUACGGACGCGACUGCAGGAAUAAUUUAAUAGAGGGCUAAAUACUACGUUGUGUACAAAUGUGACGGUGGAUGUUGGGUGUAAAUGCAAUGUUAAUUAAAAACGGCCGACGUGAAGACGAGAAGUGGAGCUCUGCGCUAAUCAAAACGAAAUAACGAUGAUAAUCUUUCUACAAUCUCCAUUCGUAUGUACACUUUUUGUACGCUUGCAAAUUGUAGCGAACAGUUGUAGUCGUAUGAGGGGUGCGUUUUUUUUUCCUGGUCUGUUAGUCCUUGAAAUUUUGUAUCGCAUGCAUGAAUAAACAAAACAUUUCAUUGCAAA
Messenger RNA from Vollenhovia emeryi, 7395 nucleotides. RefSeq names its product FERM domain-containing protein 5 (gene Frmd5). The transcript has 12 exons. Gene Ontology annotation, cellular component: cytoskeleton. NCBI's taxonomy places the organism in Eukaryota, Metazoa, Arthropoda, Insecta, Hymenoptera, Formicidae. The coding region runs from base 321 to 2558 and encodes 745 amino acids. The record is from RefSeq and is a predicted model, not a curated record. Gene Ontology annotation, molecular function: cytoskeletal protein binding.